AACUAACAACAUGCAUUCGCCACGGCCUAAACACUAUCCCAAAUACCAUCGUUUCAGCACUCCUUAGCGUCGUCGUCGAGAUUCGAAAUCUAAAUAUAAGCGCCGUGGCGACUCGACGGACGUCUCCCAUUUAUUAAUAGCAAUUCGAACGUGAAUCUCUGUGGAGUUUUGUGUUUCUCUUUCCUUCGGUCAACGACGAUUACAGUCAUUCGAGAUUUGAAACUUCGUUGAUUUGUAUGGUGCAGGAUGCAUUUGUGAUCGUCGUUGUACCAAGUGAAAGAGAAAUUCGGAGUUGAGUGACUAUUUUUUGAAAGUGUUUGUGCAUUAGGGUGGACUACAUUAUUACAGCCUCUAAUGAUGGAAAAACUUUCGCAAUCGGCCGUAAUUCGGUGACCGUGACGUAAUUGUGAGGAAUGUUCAUCCCUGACACGCUGCGCAGCUGCAUGGUGGAACCCGAUGUAUCCUCAUAUCUGCAGACCCCGUCCACGGGACAGGACGAAUUUCAUCCUUUCAUCGAGGCACUUUUGCCUUUUGUUAAAUCAUUUUCCUACACAUGGUUCAACCUGCAAGCUGCAAAAAGAAAAUAUUACAAAAAACAUGAAAAACGAAUGUCCUUGGAGGAGGAAAGACAGUGUAAGGAGGCUUUACAGAAUGAGAAGGCGGAAGUUAAACAAAAGUGGGCAUCUCGUUUGUUGGGAAAACUGCGAAAAGAUAUUACUCAAGAAUGUCGUGAGGACUUCGUCUUAAGUAUAACCGGUAAAAGAUCUGCCGUUUGUGUCCUUUCAAACCCUGAUCAGAAGGGUAAAAUGCGCAGAAUAGACUGCCUUCGUCAGGCUGAUAAAGUCUGGCGACUUGAUCUCGUUAUGGUGAUAUUAUUCAAAGCAAUUCCUUUAGAAAGUACGGAUGGUGAAAGAUUAGAAAAAAAUCCCGACUGUUCGCAACCUGGACUUUGUGUUAACCCAUAUCAUAUUAAUGUAUCUGUGAGGGAACUGGAUCUCUACUUAGCUAAUUUCAUCAAUAGUCACGAAAUAUUAAGUGGAGUAUGUUAUAAUAACAAUCAUCACAAUAAUAAUAACAAGAAAGAAGAUGACAGAAAAAAUAAAGGAUAUACACACAAUCCAUACAACGGCGUGGUAUGUAACGACAUCAUCCUAGCAACAGGAGUAUUUUCUUCCAAAGAACUGUGGAAAUUAUCAAAAUCUUCUAUCCUGCACGAACUUUCCGAAAGUCACCCGAACAUGAACAGCGUGAAAUUAGAACAUCCAACCUUCUACUGCAACAGUUAUCCAGAACCAGGUCCUGUAGUUGUGGAUCGAUCGUCUUCUGUAGAUUCCAUGGUGGUAUCAGCUACAUACUCUAUGCCACAGAAUACCACAUUAGUUUCAUCAAGUUCACAAGCAAGUCCCAGUACCUUAUUUUAUCAACAUAGUCCAGAAUCUCAUAGUCAUCAAAAUCAAGUGAAGUAUCCAGAAAAUGGGCACGAUACACUGUCAGAUUUUGUAACUUUCGUUUGCCAGGAAACUGAUAAUAACCAAAACGCACAGAUACAGUCAAAUAUAUCACGAAGUCCUAAACCACAGUAUUUUCCUUCUACAAUGCUACCGCCUCCUCCACUUCCCCCGAUGGCACGGCCAGUAGCAAUAAUCCGGUCGACAUGUGACGUUAACAUGAGUGGAACAAACUCUCCACCAGCGAGCAUAACACCCCCGUGUAGUGAAGCUUCACCAGCAGACGAGGUACCGGAAAUAAACUCAUCACCACCACUUAGCCCUGGGAGCCAUGACAUGCGGAAAUCACCAUCACAAAGAAAUUCCGUCCCGACCAGUAGUCCAUACUCUCCUAGUCGGGAAUAUUCUUUUAAUCAUUUCCACGGGCAGCCGGGACAUCUAUUCAGCUAUCCCAGUAUGGCGGGGAUGUCUGGUGUUAUCAGUCCUACGAACCUCAGUAUGUACUCACCCACGGUGAGUACGGCGAGAGGUACACCCCGCUCUAGCAGUAUAACAAGAUGGAAUAAUCCACUGUUUACUCUGGACCAAGAGGAUUUCAGUAUGAUUACUCAUACAUCCAACGCGGAUUCGGGAGCUAUAAUCCUAAUGGAUGAAGCAUCUCCUUCAACAGCCCCAUCUUCGUCCGAUCAUACGGGACAAUGUUGUAACAGUGCGAAUAUGAUUUGUGAUGCGGAUCGGUUUUUUCAAGCUGGGGACACCUUGGAGGGUUCUGAUUCCAGGGAAAAUGAUCGAAACCUGAUCGCACCAAAAUCUCCUUAACUAGCAAAAGACAAUAAAAUACCGCCUUAUGAUUGUUAAGUUGCUUUAUGCGUGACUGCGUGUGUUUAGAGGCCAAUCUGUGAAUAAUUGUUGAAUGUCUAUAAAUUUUGUUUUAAACUGCAUUUCUCAAAUCGUGAGUAAAUUUGGAAAAAAUCUUAUUGAAUGAUUUGAAAUUGAGAGUUGAUUGAUUGGAAAUAAAUUCAGGCAUUUCGGUAGCCCCCAUUUAAUCGUUGGGGCAUAAUAGUUCAUCAAAAGUAAUAAAAGGUCAGUUGCUUCUAUAAAUAAGAUCGUUUGAAUUGUGAUUAUUUAUAUUUUCUCACAGGAGAAAUGCGAUUUAAUAAGAGAUUUUUAGCAGCAUGUAAAUUUAAAUACUUUUAUAGAUUGGCCAACUAGUAGAUGCUCAACUAAUGUAUAAUUAAGUUUAAUGUAGAUUUGGGUGCCAAGACAGGCUGUGCAAUUGUUCGUGUAGGAUAUUUCAAAACGUUUGCGACACACUUACGAUAUGAAAACUACCUACACUCAGGACAUAUUCAGAAAAUCGAAGAAAUAGUUACAACAUUCCUAACAUCUAUAAUGAAACAAAACGCUCUCCCUUAUUUUUGAUAAAACCGUAGGAAUAAGAAAUGUUCAUUUUUGUAAUUUUCUAGUGGGUUCGUGCCUAAUAAAUCGUGUACCUAUUUUAUGUAUUCCAUUUAAUAAUGUAUAUUAUAAAGUUGAUUUCAUAUACAUAUACGUAAUUGAUUUAUUGUUAGAAUUAUUACAAAUAAAAUGAAAUUUUAACUCAUUUGUAAUAUGGAUUAUUGAGAAGCUUAUGGAAAAUGGAAUAUUACCAUACUCUUUUUUUCAUUUACUUAUGUGAUGAGAGAAUUUUGAAAAAAAAGUUACAUAUACAUUUUUAGCACCAUCGACGGAUGGAUUGACUUAGCAAAUGUCGUCCAACUUCUACGUGACAGGCUUCCAGGUAAUGGAAAAACCCGUUCAUGUAAUUCCGAAUAGCUUUGACUGUUAUGUUAUUUGCUUCCACUCUUAUUCUGGUUGUUUAUAUGUUUCCGAAUCUAAUGACGUUAAGCUUGCGAAUAUUGAUGGUCAUGCAAUUGUACCAGUGCUAAUAUUUUCACGACUGACAAUAAAUCAAAAUGUGGAAGAGCGUUGUGUUGUUAAAACUAUAAUGUUUCAAUAAAUAUACUUCAUUGGGAAACAUAACAGCUAGAUCAAGGUACUAAUUCAUAUAUUAAAAAGUUUAAGUAGCCUUUAACUGGUACUCUUAUUCGGACGCAAUCAUAAACAUCUAUAAAAUAUUCUUUUGAGUCUUUAUGCACUUAAGACGUAACAUUCCGAGAAUGUCAAUUACCUGGAAGUCCUUUAAAUAAUCAAGCUAAGCAAAGUGAAUUACCACAACUUAAUCUUCACAGAAAAGCUCUAGCCGGGAGGAUAUCUUGGUUGAAAAUCUUACGAGUAUCUAAUAAUACUACAACACUUAAUCUGUUGAUUCAAAGGAAAAAAUAGUAUCUUAACAUAUCCCUUUGAAUAAGUCUGAAGAAACUGAUUUAUUUCCACAAUACGUUUUAAUAUGAAAUCAAUGUUAUCAUAGAUGUGUCACUUUCUAAAUUUAAUCAGUACUUGGGUGACCUAGCAGCCGUAUAUGGAAAUUCGAAAUACUUUGAUCAAAAAUUGCUCCAAAUUUAACAAAAAUUGGAACAUUAAUAUUUCACACAUUAAAAUUAUUCUUAAAUUCAUUAAAAAUUUGAGGUUUAAAGCGGGUCCAGAAUAUAAUGAUCCAUCUCAGUAUAAAAGAAUCUUCAUUUGUUGUAGUUAAAUUUUUGUAGAAACUGUAUGGAAUACAUUGCACAUAAAAUUUGGAGAGAAUUGUUUUGCGCUAGGGGAUAAACGGUUAGAAAUUUUGUAACACUUCAAAAGAGUUCAUUUACGACCUCAAUAUGAUCUCGUUCCUGGACUUGAAUGAAAAAUUGAACAUAUGAAAAUUUUGAUAAUAUUGAACAAAAUCUAUAUAACGAAUGAAGAACCAAAUUGAUAUAUUUUUAGUGGUAGGUGUAAAAAAGAACACGUUGACUUAACUAAAAAUAUAGCACGGCUUGUUUAAUUUCAUUCAUCCUAUCAGAAUAUUCCUCAAUAAAAAUAAUUUGAGUCAACAAAAUUUUUUGGCAAUAAAUUUGAUAUUUUCAAAAUGAUAAAUAAUCGAAAUAUCUAUCUUAUUUAUUAAUAUUUUUCUAUACAAUUCCAUAGUUGGAGAAUAUUGGAAAAAUACAAUAAUCUACAGGGUGUAUCAAAAUAACAGAUCUUUAGAAAACCAGAAAACUGUUAAAAGGAAUUUUGGAAAACCCAUAAAUUAUGUAAAUUAUUUGAAUUAUAAUGCUUUCAAUUGGAAAUUUGUAGAAAUUUUCAAAUAAUUUGUCUUAUUUUGUAUAUAACUUAAAAUAUUUUUAGAUCCCAUAGUAUUAGAAAAUCGAAUUUUAUAAAAAAAUUAGCAUGCGUAAUCAAAAAAUAUACUUAUACAAUAAUUUUAAUGUAAGUCAAAAUGUAAACUUUCAUUAAAAUUCUAUAAAUUUAUUUUGAAAAUAUCUAAAUAUUGUAUUAAAACCGAUUUUUCAAUUUUUAUACCAACUUUGAGGUAUAUUAAGUUUGGAUCGAAUGUCCAGCAGUGCUUGUCUUCCACAUACGAGCUUAUUGCGUGAGCAAGCAGUGAGCUGGAUCUGUGCCUUAGUAUUACAAUAAUACUGAUAAUAGAAUAAACGUAGUUUAGUUAGGGAUUCGAUAAUCGAGCUUUUUUGCUCACAGUGCAUUACACAAGUGGAUUUAUACUUUUUCAGUUUAUAGACAAUUUAUUACUUUAUCACAAUAUCGCAUUAGUUGUCCUCCUAGUAAACUAGUUAAGGAGGAGAGUUCGGUUUUGAAGAGUCCGUUCUAAUAGAUAUCUUUUCAGUCUUAAGUUAUUUACUCUGAAAUUUAAGGUUAUAUUCGAUUAUUGACAUGCUCAUCAAUAAACUCCUUCAUAUCUGCUUCAUUUUCUUUUGGCUGUUUUGGUUUAGAGAUCUUAAUACAGAUUUAGAUCUGGAGAUUUUUUAUUGUUCUAGCUUAAUGAAUAUACCAUAGUUUCAGAUAGAAAUCAUUGAAUAUAGGAUAACAUUAAAUUUCUGUCAAUAAGAAGUAUCUUUCAUUUUCAUAAUCAUUUUUUGUUGGUAUCCAAUUUUGAUUAAUUUAGAUAACAUAGUUUCAGUGUUUCUCAAUAGUAAAUUCUUAUGGAACAAUUCCUCCCUUUCCUCUCAUUAAAUCAAUAUUAUAUCAAAAUUAUAUUUCAUAAUUCAUAUGAUUUCAAAAUAUUAGAGAAUAACUUGUCUGUGAACUGCGAAUUUGUAAAUUCCGUAGUAAAUUCACUUAUAAAGUACGGAAGACUUUAGCGUCACAGAAAUGUGAUAAAGUAUACUUUGUAAUUACUAUGUAAUAACUUUUUAAAGUGCUUAUGAUUUCGAAAUUAUAACCAAAAGUGUCUCUAUAGUAACUACUUGUAACUAUGUAUAUGGAAAAUAAUGAAAAUCAACAUUUUAAUUAAGGAAUACUAUUUUCUGAUCUCAAAUUCAAAAGUAUUCAUUCGAAACUAUAGUUCUCCUUCCACGCAAUGCAUUUUCAGUAUGAACUUCCUUUUUCCAAUAUAAAAAAUUAUUGCAGUAAGGAGCAUCAGACGAAUUCGAUAAACUAGUCCAUAGUCUAAAAACAUGUAGAGAUAUCACGAACAAUGCUCAUCAUAAAAAGAAAGUGGGCGAUGUCACUAACGUGUCAUCAACAGAGUCGCUAUUUAGUACUGUAAAUGUAUCAUAAUCUCAGUGCCUAAGUAACCAGAAGAUAUGAGGAAACGGACCAGAAAAAAAUAUUUUAGGCGCGUCAAUCCAUAAAAUAAAAUAGAAUUAGUAUCAUUAGCAAUCUAGAGUCUGAAGAGCUACAGUUGUCGCUAUUAACACUUUACUGUAACAAUUUUAUUUCGAAUAUUUUGUUCCUUUUGGUGGCUCUAACUAGCUUGUGCCAAUAGGAGAUCUAAGAAAUUUAGUUCCCAGUGAUAUGGCAGUAGAUGAAGAAUUAUUACUUCAUGAUUUGUGGUAAUUUCCUAGCUAUAUCAACAAUUAAACUUUUGGCAAGCUUGCUUCAUUAUGCAUGUUUUUCACGAAGUAGGAACUUGCUCUAAUCACUAGCUAUAAAAUAUUAAAAGCAUCCAUGUCUACUUACUAGCAUUGAAAGGUCAACUCGUAGAAAUUCCUCAUUACUGCCAAUAUGAGUAAUAAUAAACAUCCGGGUGGUACUUUGCAUCCAAUGGACAAACCAUCCAAAAAUACAUGACGGUAACUUAGAAUGUUCAAGUAUUUCAAGAUUUUCUUUACCGAAUGUCUUUAUUCAGCUAAUUCUCACCAAUAUAACUUUUUCGAUCUCUUUGCGAUAUUCUCGUGUCUUUGACAAAUAUGUUAUUACGAAUCGGAAAUUAAUUUCUCGUAUAGUUCUAAAUAAAACUUAACUUCUCUGUACAAUUUUCUUUCUGUCCCUGGAUUUAGCUUUGUGUUCUAUAUAUUUUUCCCAAGCUCUGUUAUUUGAAAAUAUUUCUUUCCGAUACCUACGUUAGGAAACUAUACGUGGCAACAGCAUCACGUAUCGCUAGAGAAGUGUCACUUUCAAGAAAUCUUAUGUUAUUACCUUUCUGUCAUGACAAUAAUUAUAAAAUUUUUCAAAACCAUUCAUAAAUGCACAUAAAGCACUCAACACCAGUAAAAUUAACCUACUCAAUACGUUGUUCAAGGAAUUUGUAAAUAUUACUAUUUACGUAGGAGAGCUAGAGCUACAUCAAUCAACGAUAAUUAGUUUCAUUGCAAUUUUGCCAUAAUAAAUUUUACAUAAUGUGAUGAAUUCGUCAGACAAACAAAAUCAUGGUUUGUUAUAAAAACACACUUUUAACACAAUAAUAAUUGAAUUAAUUCAUAAUUUACUUAAUAAAAAGAUAGCACAUAGCAAUUUAUUGGUUCUCCUUAUAUUGGAAAAUUCAAUACUACACUGCGCAAAUCAAAAAUUCUAUCUCUUUUUAUUGCUGGUUAAUUAUUCAUAACUUAAUAUUUUUUCAUAUUAUUGAGAAGUGAUAAUAAAUUCAAAGUUGUAUUAUUGAGUAUUAAAUCGUAACCCGAUACAUUAAUCACAGUUAACAUUUUGAUUUUGGUAUCUAAAAAUGUUAUUUCAUUUAUUCAUAUGAAUCAUAAUCAAGAAUGUAUUUCUAUCAGCGAUAGUUACUAUAUUUAUUUUGAUAAGCUAUUAGUAACCCGAUUUUUUAUUGUAUAUUUUCGUACAGGCAUAGAUUAAUAACCAAAUCAAUAUUGUAAAAAUUAUUUUAUUAAUAAGAAUAAGUUAAAAUAUUCCUUAAUUAAGUAUUAAAGUAAACAAGUAGUUGCACAUCUCUUGAAAAAUACACUAGUUUACACGGUUUUCAUAUUCCAGCUGAAAAUUGUUAUUUAUUGUUUAUUAAUUAUUCGGCCAAGUUGGAGUUCCUGGAACCGUUUGUGAUAUUUAUAAUCAACACUUAUCCAGAAAAACUAAUAAAAAUUUUGUAAGGUCUGUUUCAAAAAAGAUUUAUUUAGCUAAAUGAGUUACAUAAUAUUGGUAUUAGUACUAAAAAUGGCGAAUUUCCUUCUUUUCCUAGUUAUUUCAUCAGCUUCUCUUAUAAUUUGUCAACAGUGAACCUUCAGUACAUGUUUCUAAAAAAUUCCUCGUUCUCCAAUUAGACUAUACUUUUAAGGGUCUACGAAUAAGUGCUUUAUCAUAAUUUUAAUUUAUUACUUCAAGCUCCGAGAUAUCAGUGUAAAAAUAGUAUCCGAUACAAAACAUGAGUAAAAUUUGUUUUUGUUUCUAGGCAACGGAACUUUGGUGUUAGCUAAUAAAUUCCAUUUUUGUAGGCCAGAAACGAGAAGCCAGAUAAUUGUAAAGCUCUUAUAAAAUCAUUUAAUUCAGAUUGGUUAAUUAAUCAACGUUACAUGCAUUUUCAUCUAGUUUAUCUAUAUUCGAAUUACCGAGACAAACUGGACGUAGGAGUCAACGAAUGGGCGUAUAACAGAGACUUUGGGAUAUUCGUGUCUAGGAUAGUCCUGCCAAACGCAAUCUACUAAUACUGGAAAAUAUUUUAUGUCCACUUAACCUAACUUACCUGUAUCUAAGAGCUCCUAAGAAAACUAGUGCCCUUCGAAGAUGACGUUGUUUUUUAAGCAUAUCUUCUUAAAAACCGUUACUUACAUUCUUUAAACAUUGUAUAAGUAUUUAAUGAAAUAUUUUUAACCUGCGUACUCUACGUGGGGGAAAAGAGGUACGUUUUAUAAAAAUUUUGGUGCAUUAGUUCUUUGAUCAAUUUUUUCAUAAAUUUGAAAGCCAUUAGGUGUUUUUGAAAAAAUGCGCUAAUCUUUCGCUAUUAUGUGCUGUUUUUAAGAAAAAUCAAUUACUACUACGAUCUACUUAAAAUCAUUAGUUUAUGCCGUUUCAAUAAAAACUCUAUUCAUCGUAUUCAUUUGUGGAAGAAGAGUGGGUGAUGAAAUAUAAAAUGUCUGAACAGUUAGACAAUAGUUACAGAAAUGAUUAGAUUUAUAUCUAUUAGAUUAGAUGUUAUAAAAUUCAAUGAUAAUCUUAAUUUUUUUCUGAAAAUUUUAUGCUAUGUAAAAAUAAGAAUUAGCUCGCUUUGCUGGCUAUGAAGGGGGGCAUUGUCCAUGACAUUUAUUCAUCACGGUUUUAUUUUCUGAAGUAUCAUUUUCUGCCAACCUUCAAAUAUUUGGAGCAUCCAUAUUUUCUGGUUUUCAAAUCGAAACAUUAGAAGGCCAUCUCCUAGAAAUCCCUCAUUAGAUUCGUCGUUGUCAUGUAGAUAAUAAUAUAUAAUAACCGUAAAAUUAGUCAAAAACCUGAUACCUAAAAAAUUCCAAAAAAUUCAUCCAAUGCCUCUACUUUAAGCAAUCCUCACGGCAAUAACAAAUCGCAGUUUUAUAGUAUAGGCUUAUAUAACGUGAAGCUUGUAGGUAGUGUUUUUUGCUUUGGUUUUAAAACUGACUUAAUUGAAUCAUUACCAAAGGACGCUAACUCUCUUGGAAGGUAAAUUCGGUCAGUUGAACAUCUGUACAUUUGGCAGAAAACUUUCUAGACACCUUGUAUAUUUGUCUUAUUUAUUUAUAUAUAUAUAUAUAUAUAUAUAUAUAUAUAUAUAUAUAUAUAUAUUAUAUAUAUAUAAUGUCUCACAACACAGAGGUAAUAAGCAUUUUCAUGAUUACUAUUACUACUACUACUUGGCAUUAGUGAAGAUUUAUAUUGUCUCCUGAUGACCAUGGAGUAAAAAGAUUCAACUGUUUUCACAGAAGAUACUAGUUUCUAUCUAGGUUUGCUACAGGAAAUAUGAAAUAAUAAAGAUAUGCACUUUCAAACAAAUCCUCAAUCGGUCUUUUUCUUUUUUAAAAUAUAACCUGACCAUAUAUGUAGCCAAAACGAUUAGAACUUUGUUUAUACUUUCUACUCAUAUUUGAAUUCAAUUUGUAACAAAAUAUUUUUUUCGUUUCAAACGACGAUGGGUAGUUAAAAAAUAUUUAACGGCAGAUUGUAACGUGAUUUUAUUUUGAUGCCUUUGGGGCUCGUAAGAGAUUGAAAUUUUUAAACUAGUGAUAUUAAUGAAAUAAAUGUAUUGUAACAGACUAUAAAAACUUAUAGUAUAGUUUUUUUUAUGAUUGAAAACUAAAGAAAUAAAAAUGUAGUUGCUUAACACGUAUCGAUUCCUAAAUAGAAACAUAAAAUACCUAGGUAUGUAAUACUAAUAGAGGAAUUUAAAAUAUAUAGCAAUUAAUAAUUUUUUCAAAUUUCAAUAGCAUGUACCUCUUACUGGUGAAUCUUGGGUUUCUAUUAGACUAAAAGAAUCUGCUAGACACUCAGGAAACUUUAUUUCCGGCAAUGUUUUGUUUUGUUUUAUUUUGAAGAUUCGUUGAAGAUAAUAUAUGUUUUGGAAAGCUUAUUAAAGAGAUGUUAAAAAAUGUAUUAUAGUAUUUUGAAUUUUUCAACAACAUUUCAUUUAAUCCAAGAGCAUAAACUUUCUGCGAAGUUUUAAUUUUUAAAAAUUGUAUGAGAUCUCAUACAUAUUUUUUUAAAAUAUCAAAGUUCAAAUUUUUAAACUUUUAUCGAAUAUGCAUAUUUUAUUAUAUAUUAAACAUUAAAGAAUUCAAAUGUCAGCACAAAAUUGCCCCCAAGCUUCACUAAACUUGGGUUAGUUUAAUUGGAGUCGUUCUCGUGUAGUGGACAAUGCUAUUACAUAUAGUUAUAAAAUUAUAUUUUCACUUAAUUAAUACAUUCUUAUUAUAAAAAUAUUUUGUUUCAUCUGUUACAGUACAUUCAUGACUUAUUUGUCUAUAAAUAUCUACAAUACAAGUAUCCUCAUAAAAAAAUAAGAUUAAAACUAUCCGGUCCAAAUUUCAAUUGGUAAUUCUGUCAACUUCUGUUAUUGUAUUCAUUCAAUUCUAUUGCAAAUGUUUUCAAUAGUAAAAAUUAUUUGUUGUUAACAUUUAUUUUACUUCGUUUUAUCAAAAAUUGAAUGAAGCUUACUUAUUAUAAUUAAAUCGUCCUAUAUAUUAUUAUGUAUUUCGAUAAAGCUACUUUUGAGAAAUCUCUCAAUUUAUGGUUUUACUUCCUUAAAUAGAAUGUUUUCCGAAAUAUCUACCAAUUUUAUUACGAAACUUGAAAUAAGUAUUCUCUUACACUUGAAAAAAGAAUAAUUUUCAAUAUACAUUAAUUAUCUCUGAUCAGAAAUAUUAAACACAAUAAGAUUCUAUUCAUAUUUAUCAUUUAUAUCCUUUUCAGCAUAAAGUGGUAUAGGCAAUUAUUUAUUAUUAUUAUUUCAUCACAAAUUUUUUAGCUUUCUUUCUUCUGUUCGGCUUAUUAAUGUUAUUUACUCAUUUAUGUCUUCAUAUCUCGACAGCGAAUUAAUACUUAUCGAAAACGUCCAGAGAUGAAAAAUAUUGUUACCAUUUUAAUUAAAAUUUAAAAUAAUUAGCUUUAAUGGGAACGCACUGUAUGAUUGACAUUCUAAUAAAAACAAUUCAAUAAUGAAAUCGCCAUAAACGAAAAGUAUUUUUGUAACUCCAUGUGUUUUUAUAUUGAAGUUACUUACAAUAUUUAUAACUGUUUGUCUCAUUUCGUGGAGUGAGGAUGAAUAUUUGCAAAAAUUAUAGAGGAAAACAAUAUUAACGUUAACCAACGAAAUCAGAACGAAUAUGUUCCAAUUGAAAAUACAUAGCACCCGAUGCAUAAUAUUUAUUGCUACACAUUUUGAAAACUAAUACCAUUAAUCUAAUUAAUUUUGUAUAGAUAAAAUGACGUACAAAUGUACUUUUCGCAAUUAAUUUACACGAAUAUUAGAUACGGUUUAUUAUUAGAAAAUGAGAUAUUUGGGUUAGAAGUCGUAUAUUAAGAAUAUUUAAAAUCUUUGCCGAUUUCAUUCUAUUAACUUACAUUUUUAACAUGACAUUGAAAAAUUGUUUCAUUUCGAGUUAACCUUCUCAAUUUUUAGCUAAUAUAAUAUAUACAAUGAAAACUAAACCUACCAGAAACCCAAAAAACUGGAUUCCAAAUUAAAGAAAAAUAUAGUUUUAUUACCAUAUGUAUAAUUUAAAAUAUUAGAACAAUAAAUGAAAUUUCAUAAUGGACAACAAUCUACCUGGUAUUGAAAUCCAAAUAUAUCAAGUUAGAAGAAACUAUCUAGAUUUGUGAUGAAAGUAUGAUUUCUAAUAUUUAAUAAGAAAUAAAAAUACAUACCUUCAAUUUUUAUAUCAAUUUCUUAACCAAAUGUCAAAUGAGUAUGAAACAUACAACUAUAUCAACCUGGGUAUGAUCUUGACGAGAGCACAUUCUGAUAGUGACCAACUUUUUUUUUAAGAUAAACAGGAUCUUCAUUUAUUUCAGAAAUUAAAUAGCUGCCCAAAAGAUUGAAAAAAUUAACAUUCCAGGUGUAGAAAAUGUUUCCUUAUUAAUUAAACUUCUAAGUAUUAUAUAAAACUUUUGAGUUUUUGGCUAGGGUCAAGUUUUCGUUGAUAAACACUAAAUAGAAUAAUAAAUACAAAAGUGGUGAGCAAAUAUUUGGCGGCUUUUUAAAACUAUUGGCUACUCAUGAAAAUAUAAAUAUUUACAAAAUGUCAGAUAAAAAAUUCCUAUGAGCAAUUUAUUGUAUAUCUCUUUCUAAUGUUAAGCUUAAUCAGCAUACUGUUAAAAAUUGUGAAAAGUGUAUCUAUAGUUUUAACCCGUAUCUAAAUAAUUAUUCGUGCUAAAAAUAUGAAGUAUUACUGUGAUUUAAAACCUUGUAAAGUAGUCAUGUUGAGCGAAAGUUACAACGAACAGGUCUCGUUGUAUCUUCAGGUCACGCUCUCUUGUGACUUCUUUAAUUCUAGUCAUGUUUAGCAGAGUGAUCUUGACUGAUAUAUCUACUCCCUCCGGUGUUUAUGACAAUUUCUGCUUUAUUGAACACUCUGUAUAUUAUUUAGUUCUAUAAUCCGGUGUAUACUCCAAGUUAAUAGAUCUCUUCAUUUCAAUACUUUAUGUCAGGAUUGUUUAAUUCAUUAAAAUAUAGAAAGAGUUUCUGAAGUUGCUUUGUAAUUGAAAUUAAUUGUUAAUGUUUUAACAGGUCACGUACAAGUAAAUAGAACAGAAUAAAAUUUUAGACAAAUAUUUUCAUUUAUUAACUGUUAAUUUCCAAUGUUUGUCAAAAAUUUGAACAAAAAAACUGUUUCGUUUACUUAGUAUUCUAAAACAUUACAAUUAAAGAUUGAACUUUUCAUAAUAUAUUCAGUAAUAUUGAAUACAAUACCUACUAAAAAUAAAGUAUAGAAUUAUCUCAAAAACAAUUUAGUAUUUUAAUAUUAAUUUCUCAGUUUAGGUAGGUGUUGUAUAAAAUCUAAUAAUAAUCUAAUUGAGGAGCUUAGGCUUAUUAAAGCAACAAACAGGUUACCAGAUACUCUAUUCUUUCUAAAAUAAGAACAGUGUUAAAUAUAUUAUUGUUUGUAAUAUUUAGAUAGAUGUCUUCCAAAUAACAGUAACAAGCUAUAGCCUGUUAUUUGUCUUAUUUGAAUAGACUUAAUAUAAGCAAAUAGAUAUUAAACGAUUUUUAUGGAGGUUGUGACAGUUGAAAUAUAUUAAUUCAAAAUAGCUCGAUACUAACUGCCCUUCAGACACUAACAAAGCUAUGCUCCAUUCAUACAGAAAUGUUAACACAAACACAGACUUUAAUGGUUCAAUUUGUGUCGUUGAUUACAUGUUGUUAUGUAUAAGUGCCUAGUUUCUCCUGGCUCAAAGGAAAUAACUGAUCUAAUUCACUUUAGACAGCAUUAAUAGAUUGAAAAUUGUCACAUUACGAUUAAUUUUUGAUUAUAAUCAUUUAUUAAUGAAAAAUAAUGAUAUAAUAUUAAAACACAUUACCAAAGAGUCAGUUCAGAGCAUCAUGACAGGAAAAUCUUUCUACCUAUAAGGAGACCAAAUUCUCAGAAUCUUACAAAAUCCAAUGCUCUGAAGCUACUACAUUAGAAUGAAUUUGUUAAAAAUACAUUUUAUUAAAAAAGGAAACUAUAUUAGGUGUGAAAACAUAAUUGCCAAAUCCCUCUUGGUACUUUCUGCAGAUUUACAUAUAUGUAGUAGUUUUAUUUAUCAAAUUUGAUUGUUAACAGCUUGUUAUGUAUGUAACAUUAACUUCCAUUUUUUAACGUAUAUAUACAGUAAUAAGAAGUUACAUUUGAUAAGCGCUAAUUAAUUGUUAAAAGUAUGGUUCAAAUUGUGUGAUAAUAAAUUUUCUAAUACUUUUUUAAUUCCGUAAGUUAGUUUAAAUUGUCUAAGACAACAAUGGAUUGAUCUAUUAACUAUUCAAACCCAUUUAAACUUAAUAAUGAAGAGUUAAAUAAUAAUAUUGUUUUAAUGUAAAUAUAUAAAGUAACAAUUAUUUCUUAUGCGUACUUAUAGAAUCGGGUGAUAUUUAACCAGUGCCAUUGGUAUUGUUGAUUCUGUUGUUAGGUGAAAUAUUGUACUAGUUAUUAUCCUUUAGUUAUUUAGAAUGUAUUAAUUCAAUUUGUAUUAAGUAUAAUAAAUCAGAGGGUUUAUCGUUUAAUA
This is a messenger RNA of Diorhabda carinulata, 14411 nucleotides long. RefSeq names its product nuclear factor 1 B-type (gene NfI). NCBI's taxonomy places the organism in Eukaryota, Metazoa, Arthropoda, Insecta, Coleoptera, Chrysomelidae. Gene Ontology annotation, biological process: regulation of transcription by RNA polymerase II. Gene Ontology annotation, cellular component: nucleus. The transcript has 10 exons. The record is from RefSeq and is a predicted model, not a curated record. Gene Ontology annotation, molecular function: RNA polymerase II cis-regulatory region sequence-specific DNA binding; DNA-binding transcription factor activity, RNA polymerase II-specific. Bases 414 to 2267 code for a protein of 617 amino acids.